AUUCAAGGUAUGCUAAUAUUUUGAUCGAAAAUGAAAACAAUGACGCCCAAUGCUCAAAACCAGCGGAAGCUCAUAAUUGCCUCAAACCGCCUUCCACUUUCCGUGAAGCCCAAGAACGGCACUUACGAGGCAAUUCCGUCAAGCGGGGGCUUGGUGACCGCCUUAAAGGGUUUAAGUUAUGCCGACUACCUGUGGUUAGGCUGGCCAGGGGUUGAAAUCAAUGAGCGGGACAGAGGUAGUGUCGAUGAAGCCUUAGCCAAAGAAAAUGCCGCUGCAGUAUAUCUAGACGAGAGUUUGGCUCAGAAUCAUUACAAUGGAUUCUCCAAUGGUGUUUUAUGGCCUACGCUACAUUAUCAAUCGGAAGUUUCCUUCGACAACGAGACGUGGGACGCGUACCAGCGUGUUAAUAGCAUCUUCGCUGAUCGAAUAAGUGAGGAGGCGGCGGAUGGUGACUUAAUAUGGGUGCACGAUUAUCACCUACUCCUGCUACCACAAUUACUGCGCGGUCGCCUAUGCGCGCAAAACAAAAGGUGUCCUAUAGGCUAUUCUCUUCACACCCCCUUCCCAGCAGAUGACUUCUGGAGAGGCCUACCUGUUCAAAAGCAGUUGCUUGAUGGUGUUCUUGGUAGCGACAUCAUCGGCUUCCAUACUGACGAGUACAAGACGAACUAGUGGCGC
Messenger RNA from Penicillium canescens, 678 nucleotides. RefSeq lists its product as uncharacterized. Gene Ontology annotation, biological process: trehalose biosynthetic process; cellular response to heat. Gene Ontology annotation, molecular function: catalytic activity. The record is from RefSeq and is a predicted model, not a curated record. The transcript has 2 exons. NCBI's taxonomy places the organism in Eukaryota, Fungi, Ascomycota, Eurotiomycetes, Eurotiales, Aspergillaceae. Gene Ontology annotation, cellular component: cytosol; alpha,alpha-trehalose-phosphate synthase complex (UDP-forming). The coding region runs from base 31 to 672 and encodes 213 amino acids.